UCGCCAGAUCGAGAAGGUGGCCUGGUCCGGAGCCCUGCAAUGUAGCGCUGAUCGCUCAUCAGUGGGGAAGAAUCGCGGCGCAACAUCCUCGUUCACAUGAUAACGAAUCAGCCAGUCUCUUUCGCCUCUCCCCUGACCCCAAGUCCAAACGCAAACAGAAACCCUUUUCCAAGGAACGUUAAAUCUUUAAAAGGACGUCUGUCUGUCUCCGGACCUCGACUUGGAAAAAUGGAUGUACUACAGCAGCUUCCGUCAACAUGGCAUCUAUUCGCUCUUUAACCGCCGGCUCGCUGACCGUGCUGAGUCUAGCACAGGCCGUCCUCGGCGGCGCUCCCAAAACAUGCGCCAGCACGACGGAGCUAUCGUGUCAUAACUCGACCACGGUAGCCGACUUGUGCUGCUUCAACUACCCCGGUGGUUCGCUCUUACAGACGCAAUUCUGGGACACAAACCCGGCCGUCGGACCGGAUGACUCGUGGACGAUCCACGGUCUCUGGCCCGACCACUGCGACGGCACGUACGAUGCAACAUGUGACAAGAGCCGCGCCUACACCAACAUCUCCGACAUCCUCAAGUCGUCCGGCGACAACGAUCUCCUAACAUACAUGGAGACGUACUGGCUGCCAAAUGACGGCACAGGGGAGACGUUCUGGGAGCACGAAUGGGGAAAGCACGGAACCUGCGUAUCGACGCUCGAGCCAAAGUGUUUCACAAACUACCAAGCGACGGAGGAAGUGCACUACUACUUCAACACAACAGUCAGCCUAUUCAAGUCGCUACCAACCUACAAAUGGCUCGCCGACGCCGGCAUAACGCCCAGCUCAAGCAAGACAUACAAGCUGUCUGACAUCCAAGCCGCACUCUCCAAGAACCACAACGGGGAAACCGUGUACAUCGGGUGUUCCAGCAACGCCAUCGAGCAAGUAUACUACUACUUCAACACCUACGGCUCAGUCGCCAACGGGCAAUUCGUCCCCACCAGCCCAGACAACAGUGGCUCUGGCGGGUGUCCCAGCACAGGGGUCAAGUACCUGCCCAAGAACGGUGGGGGUUCAACGCCCACAACCACAACAUCUCCCCCCACGUCCACAACAACAACAGGUGGUUCCUCGCCCACCGCGACCGGAACGUUUUCCGGGAAGGGCACACUGAACGCCGUAACCGGGGGCUCGACAAAAGGCUGCAUAAUCAGCAGCGGGAAAUGGUACACGACAGGGACCUGCGCGACCUUCACGGCGACUUCGUCAGGUAGCGGGUUCACGCUUAAAUCCAGCAAGGGGUACUGCACCGUAUCCGGGGGCUCUUUAACGUGCUCUGCAUCGACGACGAGCGCGGCGGCAAACGUGUUUGCCGCGGACGGGUCGAGCUUGGCGAAUACGGCCGGCAACGACUGGUACGCCGAUUCCGUGCCCAGUGGGUCGACGCAGGGCACCGUGUACUCCGCGAAGGGCUCGCACGGAACGACGCUGCAGAUACAGUGGGUGGCUGCAUAAGCCCGGUAACCU
Messenger RNA from Annulohypoxylon maeteangense, 1505 nucleotides. RefSeq names its product ribonuclease M. NCBI's taxonomy places the organism in Eukaryota, Fungi, Ascomycota, Sordariomycetes, Xylariales, Hypoxylaceae. The transcript has a single exon. Gene Ontology annotation, cellular component: extracellular region. Gene Ontology annotation, molecular function: ribonuclease T2 activity; RNA binding. Bases 258 to 1493 code for a protein of 411 amino acids. Gene Ontology annotation, biological process: RNA catabolic process. The record is from RefSeq and is a predicted model, not a curated record.